AAAAUUUAAUUUUAUUAAAUGGCUUAUUGAUGAGAUUGCUUGAUUGAUUGAUAAGAUAAGACCCUUAUUGCACAUUAUUCUUUGAAGAUUGUCAUAUAAGCUACGGGUGUUCACUCGAUUAAAUGCGAAGCUCAAAGCCUUUUCUCCAGCAACGUGUCAACAAAAAGAUGUCGCAAGGGACCGACGACGCGACCAGCCCGACGGCCCACAAGUCGGCGAGGACGCAGUUCAAGCGCACCGACGACCCGUGCGCCAACCUGAGACGCUUCGUCGAACACGCCGGCCUCGGCCAGGUCGACGUCUCCUUCAAGAAGUUGACGAAGCAGUUUUUCUCCUGCAAAAUACAGGUCGGAACGUCCUCCUACCACUCCUAUCCGAGCGAGUUCAGGUCGCAGGCGGAGGCCGCACGUUUCUGCGCCGACAAGGCCCUCGCCGACCUCAUACCGAAACACUUGGGACAACGUUCCAGCCGAGUCGAGUCCAGCCACGAGGACCUGCUGGAACGGGUGAGGUCCAUGGUGGAGGAACACCAGCACGGCGUAUGGGCGUGGCAACUGGAGCUGGACUACUCCGACAUGUACGGCGAAGUGUUGCCGAGCGAUUGGCUCGAGGUCGUCGAUGGUAGCCCGAGCAUCCAGCUGGAGAAGUACGGCGACAAAUACAUACUCAGGCACUGCAAGCCAGGAGACAAUCCACACGAUUCCGAUGGUGUAAUUUCAAGUCAACUUACGAAUGUAGAAGACGAGGCAACUUCUGGUGGUUCAAAUAGUUCUGAAACACCAACAACAACUGGUGUUGGACCGAAUGUAGAAGACGAGGCAACUUCCGGCGGUUCAAAUAGUUCUGAAACACCAAAGACAAGUGGUGUUGGACCGAAUGUAGAAGACGAGGCAACUUCCGGUGGUUCAAAUAGUUCUGAAACACCAAAGACAAGUGGUGUUGGACCGAAUGUAGAAGACGAGGCAAUUUCCGGUGGUUCAAAUAGUUCUGAAACACCAACAACAACUGGUGUUGGACCGAAUGAAGAAGGCGAGGCAACUUCCGGUGGUUCAAAUAGUUCUGAAACACCAAAGACAAGUGGUGUUGGACCGAAUGUAGAAGACGAAGCAACUUCCGGUGGUUCAAAUAGUUCUGAAACACCAAAGACAAGUGGUGUUGGACCGAAUGUAGAAGAAGAGACAACUUCCGGUGGUCAAAUAGUUCUGAAACACCAACAAUGAUCGAAUGACUAAAUUACCUAAUGACUAA
Messenger RNA from Aethina tumida (small hive beetle), 1248 nucleotides. RefSeq names its product dentin sialophosphoprotein-like. The record is from RefSeq and is a predicted model, not a curated record. The transcript is spliced from 10 exons. The coding region runs from base 123 to 1220 and encodes 365 amino acids. NCBI's taxonomy places the organism in Eukaryota, Metazoa, Arthropoda, Insecta, Coleoptera, Nitidulidae.